This is a messenger RNA of Lymnaea stagnalis (great pond snail), 3733 nucleotides long. The record is from the annotation of a GenBank genome assembly. NCBI's taxonomy places the organism in Eukaryota, Metazoa, Mollusca, Gastropoda, Lymnaeidae.
AAUUCAACUUAUGUCAAUUGCUCUAAAAGGAGCCUGCAACAAGUUCCUGAUGAGGAAUACGACGAGACUAUCCUCCGGUUUGAUCUCCACGGAAAUAAAAUAUCCGCGCUUAAAGACAACUCGUUCGUCAGGUACAAACAGUUGAUUUACCUCGACCUCUCAAGCAACCUGAUAUCGUGUAUGUCAGUGGACGCGUUCCAGGGGCUGGGCAGACUCAAAAAACUCUCCCUUUGGAAUAAUAAUCUCGACCUGCGUCUCAGCCCGUACCACCCGGACGUGUUCAGCCCUCUCGUCUCGCUGGAAGUUUUAUUUCUCAAUCAAAACAUGCCGAACGGAUCGACCGGCUUCGGCUAUCCCGAUCGGGCGCUAUCGAAGCUCGUUAAGCUGCGAACCUUGCAAAUUGACGGGCUGGAGAAUGCCACGUUCGGGCCUGGGUUUCGGAAUAUGACAUCACUGAUAAGUUUGAACGUGUCGGGGUACCAAGGCGGCUAUUGUAAGAUGACCUCCCUCACGAACAAAACGUUCGUGAACGUGCAGCACUUGCAGCACCUGAACCUGAGCUCUUGCUACGUGAAAGGUAAGUUUAUCGAGGCCGGCACCUUCUCGCCUUUGGGGAGCCUCGUUUCGCUAGAUCUGACCCACAACGAGGACAUCGACAUCGUCAACCUGGACAAGGUGUUCUACGGCCUGCACGACACCAAAACGUUGCGACAUCUGAAGAUGCAUUUAAUCGUGAACAGAUACUCGGUGGGCAUCUGCCUCGACAGCUCCUACAUCAGGCACUUCCCAAAAUAUCUCGAGCACUUUGACGCGCAGGAGAACAAUUUAGAGGCCUUGGACAGGCAGGUCAUAUCUAAACUGUCGCCCUCGUUAAAAUCGCUCGACGUCAGUGGAAAUAAAUUUGUAUUCGGGACCUACCUCCUGGACCUUCAUCGGAUGAAAAAUUUGACCAGUGUGAAAAUCAAUGGCGGUAGUUUCGUUUACAAUUUACCCAGUCUUUACCCCUACGAGCUUUCAAGGUAUAGCCUCCAGAGCAACUGCACACUUUACGGACACACCAAAGUUCAGAAGUUUAGGGCAUUUGUGCUUGACCUGCCGCCUAAUCUAGAGACGAUUGAAAUGAACGAAGCUGGACUGAAGUAUAAUCUCUCCGAGCUUAACGCUACUCACAACAACCUAAAGCACCUGAGCCUGAGGGGUAAUUAUUUCUCCCAUCUCUACGGUCCGUUUCACAAUUUUGACCAGCUGGAGACGUUGGAUCUCUCCUUUUGUCAAGUCAAGUUUAUUUCGUGUCAUUUUUUCCCAAGUUUCCGCUCUUUGAAAAACCUUUCUUUGAAUAACAACCAACUGGGGGAUUUUUUCUCUGAAAGAGACGAAAGUAAUGAAACUUUCGUGUUCUCCAAUUUGACCUCUUUAUCAAGACUGGACCUAUCCUAUAACAACAUACGUAAACUGGACCCUGGCAUAUUCAAGAGCCUUAAAAGCCUUAGGGUCCUCAUUCUGGCGAACAACUCAAUGAUCAAUUUCACGGUGGACAUCUCAUUACUUUUCAAUCUCACCUACUUGGAUCUCAGCCACAACCAGAUCUCCAGCUUGCCGGCGGACACGAGGACCUUCAUAGACUGCCACCUUAAGCUCCUGGAGAUCAAAAUGGCCCAGUGCAGCAUUCUCUGCGAGUGCGUCAACCUCGAAUUUCUCCUGUGGAUGACCGGCUCCAGAGCCUUCGACGACCGAUUUCAGGGCUACCUCUGCGUCAAGGAGGACUCCUCCAUAAUGCCGAUUACGGACGGUUACAACUCCACGCUGGACGAGCUUGAACACGCGUGCACGUCCCACGUCACGAUAUUCUUCUUCGUCGGAGCCGGAACGGUGGUCAUGUUUAUCGUCAUCCUCGGAGGUAUUAUUUACAGAUUCAGGUGGAAAAUACGGUACCUGUACUAUGCAGCGUACCUGCAAUACAAAAGGCUAGAUCGCAAACGUGACACUGGUUUCCAGUACGAUGCGUUUGUGUCCUACGACCAUUCUGACGAGGAGUUUGUGGUUAGGACGCUGUGCAGUGAGCUCGAGUCGAGAAAGUUAAAGCUCUGCAUACACGGUCGCGAUUUCAAAGCCGGAGAUUACAUAGCGUCCAACGUGGUCAAGUCGGUGUGCAGCAGCAGGAAGACCGUCGUGGUCCUCACCCGCAACAUGAUCAAGAGCUACUGGUGUGGGUACGAGAUCCAGAUGGCCAACAUGGAGAGCAUCCACACGGGCAGGCAGGUGCUCGUGUUCCUGCUCAUGGAGAAGAUACCCGCGAGCGACCUCGGCGUUGAGCUGCUUUACAACAUACGGAACAAUACCUACGUGCCGUACCCUGAGAACCAGCUGGAUGCCGGCAGUUUGAAUAGGUUGUGGGACAAACUGGCCAAUGACAUCAAGGAAUAAUGUAGUGUUCUGGAUCAGCCGAAUGUUUUCUUUGAAAAUGUGACACAUAGCUUACAAUGGUGAAUUGUGUAACAUCAUGUCAAAUAUCCAUUGCAAUAAUAUAACCUGGACAUUAUGUGGAUUUAAAUCCUGAUACAGACGCGAAGUAUGUUAAUUUUUGUGAAUAGCUAGACUAUAUAGUAACGCAGAAGUUUAUAUUGUAAACAAUGUUUUGAACUUCAAAAUAGUUUGUCUCCUUAUUCAACAUUUUAUAACGUACUUAUUUUAUCAUCUUGAAUCGAAUGAAGGACACCCUCCAAAACGCUAUUUCCAGUUUUAGCUUUUUAAAUUUUUUGUUUUUGUUUUGUUGGUAAUAUUUCCAACUUGAGCACUCACUAUCUAUUAUUUCCCUUCGGCACAUACUUCAAAAGGCUAAAUAAUAAAAGGUACCAUGUCUGUCAGCAUUGCAGCCUGGUCCCAGAGACACUGGCGCAUCUGUUGACUUAAUGUUCCUCACUAGAGGUUUCGGGGGGAGGCCAGGGUGACGGGAGAGCCCCACAUGACGGCAAUGUUAUAAGACUCAGCUCAGCAGAUGGCGCUGGCGGUCAAUGCACCAGCCGGCACAGCUCAGUGAAGGCGCUGACAGGCAAUGUACCAGACGGCACAGCUCAGCAGGUGGCGCUGGCAGGCAAUGUACCAGCCCACGUACCAGCCGGCACAGCUCAGCAGAUGGAGCUGGUAGGCGAUGCACCAGCCGAUGUGGUAAGAGAGUAAUCUCAGACCUUCGCCAGAAUGUGUGCCUUAGCUAAAACAAUUAUUUGUAAUGUUCAAAAUUUUUAAGAACAAAUGAAUUAUUUAUCCAUGGUAGGAUAUUUUUUUUAUUUUUUUUUUUUUUGCAUCGUUGUCACUGUAUCUGAUAUAAAACUGUUCAUCGGAUUGCUGUGACAUCGAAAACCUGUGAUAAGACUAAAUGCUUUCUGGAGAUGCUUGUGUGUGAGUUAAAAACUACAUCUUUAGUUAGGGUAAUAAUAAAUAUUAAGACCCUCUUUAACGUGGACGAACUUAUGGUUGAAAGAACGAAUUUAUCGUUCAGCGAAACGCUUUCCAGUGGAUAGACACAGUGCUCCACACUGUAAGCCUUUCUGCACACUGUAAGAUUUGUUUCGUUAAUCUGGUGUGCCACAUAGGCGUCGCCCCUACGGGUGUUCCCGCUUUGGUCACACGCCAGGCAUCCACCCUAACCCUUCCCAAAUGACUGCAAAGGUAAGUAAUCCUGAGAUCUGUCUUCUAACUGAGUCGACGUCCUCUGUGAUUUCCUAUAAGAUACGUG